AUGGCUGAGACUGCCCCAGCCAAGGGAGGGCUGUGGAACGAGGCCACUCCCCAGGAUGGCUUGGGGCCUCACCCAUGCUGCUGCUCUCCCCUGUCUGUCUCCUCCUCCUGUCUUCUCCCAUCUCCUCCGCGGCUUCCGGGUGAGCCCCUCGCCUGUCAUGUCUCCCAGCAGGACCUCCAGGACAGCUUGUUCUCCUCUGAAAGUGACAAUAGCCUGUACUUCACCUACAGUGGCCCAUCCAACAUCCUAGACGUUCAAGACCUCAGCUACCAGGUGAACAUGGCCUCCCAGCUGCCUUGGUUUGAGAAUCUGGCUCGGUUAAAGAUGCCUUGGAAGUUACACGACAGCCAGGACUCCUGUGAGCUGGGCAUCCAGAACCUGAGCUUCAAAGUGAGAAGUGGGCAGAUGCUGGCCAUCAUAGGGAGCUCAGGCUGCGGGAUGGCCUCCUUGGUGGACAUGAUCACCGGCCGAGGCUGUGGUGGCAGGAUCCAGUCGGGCCAGAUCUGGAUCAACGGGAAGCCUAGCGCACCGCAGGUGGUAAGGAAGUGUGUGGCCCAUGUGCGCCAGCACGGCCAGCUGCUGCCCAACCUGACCGUCCGCGAGACCCUGGGCUUGGUCGCCCAGCUUCACCUGCCCAGAACUUUCUCCCAGGCCCAGCGUGACAAAAGGGUGGAAGAUGUAAUCGCGGAGCUGCGGCUGCGGCAGUGCGCUGACACAUGCGUGGGCAACGCCUACGUGCGAGGGGUGUCGGGGGGCGAACGGAAGAGAAUCAGCAUCGGGGUGCAGCUUCUGUGGAACCCAGGCAUCCUCAUUCUGGACGAGCCGACCUCAGGACUCGACAGCUUCAUGGCCCACAACCUGGUGAGGACCUUGUCCAGGCUGGCCAAAGGCAACAGGCUGGUGCUUAUCUCCCUUCACCAGCCCGGGUCGGACAUCUUCCGGCUGUUUGAUCUGAUCCUCCUGAUGACAUCUGGCACCCCUAUCUACUUGGGGGCAGCUCAGCACAUGGUCCAGUAUUUCACAGAGAUCGGCCACCCUUGUCCUCGCUACAGCAACCCUGCUGACUUCUAUGUGGACUUGACCAGCAUUGACAGGCGCAGCAGAGAGCAGGAGGUGGCCACCAGGGAGAAGGCUCGGUCACUGGCAGCCUUGUUUCUAGAAAAAGUGUGUGAAUUUGAUGACUUUCUGUGUCGUCAGAUUUCUAACGACUUCCGAGACCUGCCAACCCUUCUCAUCCACGGGAUGGAGGCCUGUCUGAUGUCCCUGAUCAUUGGGUUUCUGUUUUACGGCCACGGGGGCAUCCAGCUCUCCUUCACGGACACUGCGGCCCUCUUGUUCAUGAUCGGUGCUCUCAUCCCUUUCAGUAUGAUCCUGGAUGUCAUCACCAAGUGUCACUCGGAGAGGGCAAUGCUUUACUACGAGCUAGAGGAAGGGCUGUACACCGCAGGUCCUUAUUUCUUUGCCAAGAUCCUGGGGGAGCUUCCGGAACACUGCGUCUACAUCUUCAUCUAUGGGAUGCCCACCUACUGGCUGGCCAACCUGCAGCCGAGCCCGGAGCCCUUCCUGCUGCACUUCCUGCUGUUGUGGCUGGUGGGCUUCUGCUGCAGGGCCAUGGCCCUCUGCGCUGCAGCCCUGCUCCCCGCCUUCCAUAUGUCCUCCUUCUUUGGCAACGGCUACAACUCCUGCUACCUCACUGGGAGCUUUAUGAUAAACUUGGAAAAUCUGUGGACAGGUGAGGCCUGCUUGCCCUUGUUGACUAAGCUUUUGUCCUUCCUCUGGUGAUGCUUUGAAGGGCUGAUGCAGAUUCACUUUAACGGACGAGCUUAUUACAUGCAGGUCGGCAACCUCACCAUCUCCAUCCCAGGAGACAGAAUUGUCGAUGACAUGGACCUGAACUCGCAACCCCUCUACGCCAUCUACCUCAUCCUCAUCAGCAUCAGCAUCAGCUUCAUCAUCCUGUACUAUGUGUCCUUAAGGUUCAACAAACAGAAAUCGAGACAAGAUUGGUGUUACAUGCCCAGAAUCCUGCCCUCUGAUGGGGGACUUGAGCAAACCCUCCAACUGCACUCCCUUCUUCCCAAGGAGCCCCUUCCUGGGACAGUGAGGACAAUGAUGAUACAGAUGCUCAGCUACAUCCGGCCACAGGGCUGCAGUGGCACAGGUUGGCCACAGGAUGGCAGUAGAAUAAAGACAGUCGAAAGGGAUUUCUGCUCACUGGCCGGAGCUUGCGAUUACUGGGAACAUGAAAACCUGUGGCACCUACAGCGUUGCUAA
Molecule: messenger RNA, 2274 nt
Organism: Trichechus manatus latirostris (Florida manatee)
Lineage: Eukaryota; Metazoa; Chordata; Mammalia; Sirenia; Trichechidae
Gene: ABCG8
Product: ATP binding cassette subfamily G member 8
Biological process (GO): cholesterol efflux; transmembrane transport; cholesterol homeostasis
Cellular component (GO): plasma membrane; signaling receptor complex
Molecular function (GO): ATP hydrolysis activity; ATP binding; ABC-type transporter activity
Source: RefSeq, a predicted model, not a curated record